AUGUCACCCAUUGAACAAGCGCCGGGCAUUCCCAAUGCGUGUCACAGGAAGGAUGCCCCCCAGCCUACCUGUGACCAGAUCGAGAUAGCAUCGAACCCCCGAAUUCUCACUGAGGCCGAGUGCUAUUCCGAGCUGGGGUUUUCGUUCCCCACUGCCAAAAAGUGGACCAUCAUCCUCGUUAUCUUCCUCGUGCAGACCUCCAUGAACUUUAACACCAGCUUAUAUUCCAAUGCUAUCUCGGGAAUCUCGGAGGAGUUUAGUGUGAGCAAGCAGGCGGCUCGCUGUGGUGCUAUGAUCUUUCUUGUUUUAUACGCAUUCGGCUGUGAGCUCUGGGCCCCUUGGAGCGAGGAAGUCGGUCGGAAACCUAUCCUUCAACUCAGCCUGUUUCUGGUCAACAUAUGGCAGAUACCUGUCGGGAUUGCACCCAACUUUGCCACCAUCAUGGUUGGUCGAGCGCUGGGGGGACUUUGCACGGCUGGAGGCUCCGUAACAUUAGGGAUGAUAGCCGAUCUCUGGGAGGCUGACGACCAGCAGUAUGCAGUUGCCUGUGUAGUGUUUUCGUCUGUGGGUGGUUCGGUUCUUGGACCGGUCGUUGGAGGCUUCGUGGAAGAGUACCUCCCGUGGCGAUGGAACAUCUGGAUCCAACUGAUCUUUGGUGGCUUCGUCCAGCUAGCCCAUUUGGUUCUUGUGCCGGAGACAAGAACCUCUGUCAUGAUCGACCGGAUUGCUAAGCGGCGAAGAGCCAAAGGGGAGAAUGUGUACGGUCCCAGUGAAUUGACCCCCCUUCUAGACCGGUUCUCGGGGGAAGAAAUCCUCCACACGUGGCUCCGCCCCUUUCGCAUGUUACUCACCGAACCCAUUGUGCUGUGCCUGUCCCUCCUCAGCGGUUUCACCGACGCGCUGAUUUUCAUUUUUAUUCAAUCCUUCGGUUUGGUAUACGCACAAUGGAACUUUGGUACGGUCGCAGUUGGUCUGUCCUUUCUCCCUAUCAUGGUAGGCUAUGUUAUUACUUGGAUCAUGGUCAUUCCAGUGAUCAAACGCAACAUCCACGAGCGCCGUACGAAACCCAAUGACGAGCGAGCUCAGUAUGAGUCUCGACUCUGGUGGCUUCUCUAUACAGCCCCGUGCCUUCCCAUUGGAAUGAUCGGUUUUGCGUGGACUAGUCUUCCUCAGGUUCAUUGGAUUGGCAGCAUGUUCUUCUCAGCCUUGGUCGGUAUCGCUAACUUCAGUAUCUUCAUGGCCACAAUUGAUUACAUGAUUUGUGCUUAUGGGCCUUAUUCGGCAUCGGCCACCGGUGGCAAUGGAUGGGCUCGGGACUUUUUGGCUGGUAUCUUGACAGUCCCUGCGACGCCGUUUUAUGAAAAUAUCGGUGGCAAGUAUCAUCUAGAAUACGCAUCAACCAUUCUCUUCUGCAUCUCCACCCUCCUCGUUGCAACCGUCUACAUCAUAUAUUUCUACGGCCCCGAACUUCGCAAGCGAUCGCCGUUUGCCCAGAAACUCCUAGAUGCGAGGGCAGAUAUGCACCACAUGAUGGAAGGAAAUAUGCAAUGA
Messenger RNA from Aspergillus ibericus CBS 121593, 1551 nucleotides. RefSeq names its product MFS general substrate transporter. The transcript has 3 exons. NCBI's taxonomy places the organism in Eukaryota, Fungi, Ascomycota, Eurotiomycetes, Eurotiales, Aspergillaceae. The record is from RefSeq and is a predicted model, not a curated record. Gene Ontology annotation, biological process: transmembrane transport. Gene Ontology annotation, molecular function: transmembrane transporter activity. Bases 1 to 1551 code for a protein of 516 amino acids.